Molecule: messenger RNA, 594 nt
Organism: Theobroma cacao (cacao)
Lineage: Eukaryota; Viridiplantae; Streptophyta; Magnoliopsida; Malvales; Malvaceae
Source: RefSeq, a predicted model, not a curated record
CUCAUAAUAUUAAGAACUGAGAAGCAAUCGUUAGCGGAAGAAGAAGAUGAUUGAGGUGGUGUUCAACGACAGGCUGGGGAAGAAGGUGCGGGUGAAGUGCAACGAGGACGACACCAUCGGCGACCUUAAGAAGCUGGUGGCAGCCCAGACCGGAACCAGACCUGAGAAGAUCAGAAUCCAGAAAUGGUACACCAUCUAUAAAGACCACAUCACCCUCAAAGACUACGAGAUUCACGAUGGCAUGGGCCUCGAGCUCUACUACAACUGAUUCCCCCCCAUCCCUUUUCCUUAAUUCUGGUUCGAUGUCCAUAUAAAAUGAUGAAGAUACAAUGGGGAGUGUAGAUGUCUUUCAACUAUUAGGAGAGAUUCUUGGCGCGCCCUUCAGAAAACUCUUGAUAUGUAGCUUAAUACUUUGUAAUCCAUCAAUGGACCCAAACUUUUAACUCUUUAGCUAUACAAACAGUGUUAACUUGCCAAGCACCAAAAUAAAAUACAGUGUUAAUUUGCUGAACUAUGUAUAUCUAGCACAAUGGAAUAAAUGUUAACGUGUUGUGUGAUUAAUGUAUUUGCUGUCUGUACCCAAUUGCUAUUUUA